This is a messenger RNA of Sander lucioperca (pikeperch), 1753 nucleotides long. Its product is annotated as neurexophilin-1. Lineage: Eukaryota; Metazoa; Chordata; Actinopteri; Perciformes; Percidae. The record is from RefSeq and is a predicted model, not a curated record. Gene Ontology annotation, molecular function: signaling receptor binding. The transcript is spliced from 2 exons. Bases 427 to 1257 code for a protein of 276 amino acids.
UCAGCUGCAGGAGGCUGCAGCUCCAUCACUUCAGGAUCUUCACUGGCACCGGUUACCAGUUAUAAUCUGCCCACUUCCCAGUCAACCCAUUUUACUCUGAGCUGGGAUCUCUUUAUUUGUUUGCAUGGAUGAUAACAGCUUACCGCAUAUUCAUGGAUUUCUCAUACCACAACUAAUUUGACUCAAACCCGGGAUUGGUGAAAACAAAAAAACAAACAAAAAAGGGGGUACUCCAGCGAUUGUUUUUAGGUUUGUGGAAACUGCAGUUCAGCCUGUGUUGGACAUGGAACCGUGCGUCAGCCGAGAGGGCUCCGGUGUCGGGGGAAGAACAUCUUCCUGAAGGAGGAAAAGCCCGUGUGCGGGAGUUUUUUUCAUUUUUGUUUUUUGUUACCAGGGGAGGGGGAGCUGUGGGCUUUACGCGCCGAAAUGAUGCGUCCCAACCGCGGCUUCAUCCUGCUCCUCCUCAACGGAACCGCUUGUUUGGUGGCCCUGGGUCAAGAAGAUGACUCCUCCAGCCCCAAGAGCUCUUCAGACGACUCCUCCAAGACUGUGGGCCUCCUGAACGGGCAGGCUCCCCUUUCGCCCCUGAGCCGCUGGAUGCUUCACAGUAAGAGCAGAGCUGCUAACACCACCUCUCUGGAGCUGCCCUACCGCUCCCCAGUCCCUUUCUCCAAGCAGGAGUUUUCUAAGCAGGAGUUCUGGGAGAUGUUAGGCAGCGACCUGCUCAAACCCGACGCCUCCAGCUCCAGGGUCAAACGGCGGCCCAUCGUUAAGACCGGCAAGUUCAAGAAGAUGUUUGGCUGGGGAGACUUCUAUUCCAAUAUCAAGACGGUGAGGCUUAACCUGCUGAUCACCGGCAAGAUUGUGGACCAUGGUAACGGCACGUUCAGCGUCUACUUCCGCCACAACUCCACGGGCCAGGGCAACAUCUCAGUCAGCCUGGUGCCACCUGUCAAGGCGGUGGAGUUUGACCUGGAGCGCCAGAGCGUGGUCUACCCCAAAGACUCAAAGAUCUUCAACUGCCGUGUGGACUAUGAGAAGGUGGAUCGCAGCAAGCGCACCUCACUGUGCAACUACGACCCAUCCAAGACCUGCUUCCAGGAGCAGAUUCAGAGCCACGUGUCCUGGAUUUGCUCCAAGCCUUUCAAGGUGAUCUGUAUCUACAUUUCCUUCUACAGUACGGACUACCGCCUGGUCCAGAAAGUUUGCCCGGACUACAACUAUCAUAACGAGAUGCCCUACCUGCCCUCGGGCUAGAAGACUUGGAGGGGGGAGGAGAGGUGGGAGGGGAGAGGAAAAGGGGGGUGAGUAGGAGUGACUGUAACACAUGAGGAGGAAACCAGGGCUGUGAAUCGUGUUUAAUGCCAUUGUGGCAGCAAGACACCUUAAAAAAAAACUCUCUGUAGCCUAACUAUUGUAAAAACAUAUAUGCAAGACAAAAACUACAGUAUGCAUAAUGAUGAUAAUGAGGCAAUUGGAAUGUGUAACUGCAGCAUUCAUUAACUGGACUGGCCGUAAAAAUCAAACAUGCACAUUCUUACCUCAAUCCAGUUUCUAAAUGCCAACUCCUCGCCAGCUAAUUCUUUUUUCCAUUAAACCAUUUUUGAAUGUCCUUUCUUUUAAUCACCCUUUAUUUAUUUAUUUUAUAUGAUAUUUCACUCUUUUGCAGUCACAAGGCGGCAUUUCCAGUGAAAGCUGCGAUACGAUUCACUGGAGAGUUGUAUACAAAUUCAGACUUUAUUACAAACAUCAU